Messenger RNA from Chenopodium quinoa (quinoa), 2414 nucleotides. Its product is annotated as origin of replication complex subunit 4-like. Bases 585 to 1850 code for a protein of 421 amino acids. The record is from RefSeq and is a predicted model, not a curated record. The transcript is spliced from 18 exons. Gene Ontology annotation, molecular function: DNA replication origin binding; ATP hydrolysis activity; ATP binding. Gene Ontology annotation, cellular component: nuclear origin of replication recognition complex; nucleus. Lineage: Eukaryota; Viridiplantae; Streptophyta; Magnoliopsida; Caryophyllales; Amaranthaceae. Gene Ontology annotation, biological process: DNA replication; DNA replication initiation.
UGAUCUGAUCUAAACAUAUUUUUCUGAUAUGAUCUAAUCAUAAUAAUAAUAAUUUGUAUUUGAUCUGAACUUAUUUUUUCUGGUCUGAUUUAAUCUGAACUUAAUUUUUCUGAUCUGAUCUAAACAUAUUUUUCUGAUAUAAUCUAAUCUGAACUUAAUUUUUUAUGAAAUAAGUAAAAAUAAGGUGAACUAAAGAAGCGCUUACACCACUACUUGAAGUGGCGGUUCCCAAUAACCAUUCUUUCGAAUCAGAACAACAACAACAAAAAGAAAAAAAAAAAGCUACUCUACUAUGGUCCUCUCCCCUGCUUAGCGCCGUAACCUUGCCGGAGCGCCGAACCUCCCUUGUAACUACUCUGAGUCGCCAGAAAUAAUUUGGUGGAGGCUGCUCCGUCGGCUCCAUCACUUGAACCUCCCUCGGUGCUGCUAUUUGUCCUCAAUUUCCCGCUCUCAACUCUCACUCUCUCGGUUUAACAUUGAAGCGCACUCCACUUUCUACGGUGACGCGACUUCUGAAUCCUCUGUCCUCCAUUGAAGCACCUUCUAAGGGUUCCCGCCAUUGUUGAAACUUAAGCUAUUCAGAAAUGGAGAAGAAUCCCGCAGAAGAAGCUCUAAUGCUACUCAGAAGAAGACUAUGUGACCCUCAUGCAUUUUUCUCUCUCCUCCCUUCUUCUUCAGAUACCAACUUUAGUAAAUUGAAAUUUUUGAUAUCUAGUUCAAUCACGGAAGCAUGUAAUAAUUCGGUGUUGCUUCUUGGUCCCCGUGGUUGUAGCAAAACUGCGGUUUUGGAGGUAGUUCUUAGAGAUUUAUCGGUGGAAUAUCCAGAUAUGAUAUCUGUGAUAAAAUUAAACGGGCUUUUGCAUAGUGAUGAUAACUGUGCCCUCAAGGAAAUCGCCCGACAAUUAUGUGUGGAGCAUCAGUUGUCGUUCUCAAAAAUGGCUUCUUUUGAUGACAAUACUCAAUUUGUGAUUAGUAUGUUGCGAGAGUGUGGGUUGGCCCAUAAGACCAUUGUUAUUGUGCUGGACGAAUUUGAUAUAUUUGCUCAGGGUAAACAACGGUUACUCUAUAGCUUGUUAGAUGCAAUGCAAUCUGUGACGUCACAAGCUGUUGUGAUUGGCGUAAGCUGUAGAUUGGAUGCUGACCAACUUUUAGAGAAAAGAGUUAGAUCCCGUUUAUCACAGAGAAAACUUUUGUUUUGUCCUCCCUCAAAAGAUGAAUUGGAAAGGUUGCUGGAGUUUCUAUUAUCUUUGCCGGUAAAUUCGAGCCUUCCUCAAAGUUAUGUAGUUGAAUUCAAUAAAGAGCUUCGUAAGAUAUUGGCUGACAAGAAAUUCAAUGACACUAUGAACACAUUGUUGAGUUCAGAUUCAACAGUUGACCAGAUUAUGAGAUUCUUGUUUUUAUCUGUUUCCACCAUGGACAUGAAGACAGGCAUCCUUUCAAUUGAGAACUUCAAAAGGGCUGUUGUGAGAAUAAAUAGACAGCCAAAGUUGGAGUAUCUAAAAGAUUGCUCCGUCUUAGAACUUUAUAUACUGGUCUGUAUGAAAAGGCUAGAAGUUAAAGAGCAGAACUCAUAUAACUUCAACUCUGUCAUUAAAGAAUACAAAGCUAUACAUGAUUCAUUCCAGACUCCUGACUAUUAUGCACGGAAUGUCUGCUUAAGGGCUUUGGAGCAUCUUAUCCAAUGUGAAUUAGUUUGCUUCAUGGACAAUAGGGGGUACAACCAAUCCAAUGAAUUUCGUCCAGUGAAGCUACUAAUCUCACCAUAUGAGCUCCAAUUGGGUUUGAAGGAAAAUCAAAGUUGCCCAGAAAUGGAGGGAAAGGAAGGGAAAGGAAAGGAAAUGGAAGGAUAGAGUAUCUUUCAUUUGGAGAACAAAUGAGGAAGGAAGGGAAUUGGAGGGGAGAGAAAUGGAGGGUAAUUUGUAAAAUUGAUCUCCCUUUCCCUUCCCACCCCUUCCCCUCUCUGCCCUUCUUUUCCUUCCCAAUAAUCUAUCCAAACACACUGUAAGUAAAUGCUGCAAAGUAGUUAAGUACUUCUGCUUCUCUGGUGCAGAAACAUAUUUAAUGAGCAUUCUUCAAAAAUUGAUGGAUCAGACUGGGCAAAAAAGUUAAGGGGACCAAAUAAAUGUUCCGAAUUGUGAAGUAGCUUUAGAAGAUCUGCUGCAAACUUCUUGGUUCAAGUAUAAGUUAAUUAACCUUUUUAACCUCAUUAGAAAUUUGAUUAAAUCCUUGUUAUGAUGAUAUGGGGAACAAUCAAAUAUUAUAGCAGAAAAUCUCUAAUCCAUGGUGAAGGUACAACCAUUUGUAGCAUUCACACGAUACUUCUCAGGUUUUUGCUGUGCAUUGUAUAAAACCUUUUUGUAUAAACUUAUCUUGCUCUGUUUCUUAUAUUUCAAUAUUCGAUUUUUAGCAGUCUA